Strongylocentrotus purpuratus (purple sea urchin) is the source of this 2329-nucleotide messenger RNA. RefSeq lists its product as uncharacterized. Lineage: Eukaryota; Metazoa; Echinodermata; Echinoidea; Camarodonta; Strongylocentrotidae. The record is from RefSeq and is a predicted model, not a curated record. The coding region runs from base 444 to 1292 and encodes 282 amino acids. The transcript has 2 exons.
UCAUCGAACACUCCAUCGGAACACUGUAAAUGCUUUCAUUAGGAAAGGACCUGUUGUGAAUAAAGAGCUCCAGUUUUGUAUGAUCACGUUUACCCUUUUUCGCUUUAAAUACAUGGAUACAACACUGAACAGUUUUAAUUACAUACGACUUCCUUGAAAUUAAAUGACUCGCAGGUAAUUAGGAGAAUUUAUCUGUUUUUUGUCAAGUUGUCUGAUUUGAUGACGUCAUUGGCGAUUUAUAAGCCCUUUAAGCCAUUGGCUACAAAAGUCAUUGGCGAUUUUUUUGGCGAUUUAUAAGCCAAAUAAUACUUCUCUCACGCAUUAUUCAAUAGCGAUUUUCACCGUAGGAAACCACAGGACGCCAUCGCAUGUAUACCCGCCGGACACCAAAAUUUGUGAAACAUGUCUGCCAAGUAACCUGAUGUGUUUGUGAAGAUCCGAAUAUGGAUGAGAGAAGGCCUGCUCCGUUGGGAUCUAUGCGAACCGAGCUACUUCAAAACACCCCACAGCAUUCAGGUACGGCCGCGUGUGUAGACAGGAGUGCAGCAGCAAAUGCAGCACCCUGUUACCCUCCUCAUAAUUUCGGGUUUGAUGUCGAGAAAUACCUUGUCCAAACGUCCAGCCCUGGCCAACUGGACACUCAAGCUCGUACGAAAGACUGGGUUAUAAACUCUGCACCUGUACCGAAGAAAACGUCUUCCACCUUCCAAGGAUCACCGGCAAAGGUCCGAUUCAUCGGCGACGAGGUAGAUGGAACGGAGGUCGUGUUCGCAUGUCCUGCCCCAGUGACGCCGUCCAACACAGGCUCAAAGGUGAAACCGAUGAACGUAUCAAGGCGAAAGGCCGCCAUGCUGAAAGACAUCGGAAAGAGCCAUUCCUGUGAAGGAAUCUGCAUGGAAACGAAGAUUCCUUGCGAAACGAUAUUACCAGAGGUUGAUGACGUCGCCGCGAGACCGCAUGGACGAUGUCGACGCGUCAACAGUCUUGAACGCGCCGUUGAGGAGCUGCAGGACGAACUCAGAGAUACUCGAGAGGAAAUGGCGCGCGCCAAAGCCGACAUCACUGACAUUCAAGACAUGAUGAGGUUAUGCUGGGCUCGCGGUGGAGGUGCCGUGAUCAGUGAUCGCGGUGCUGCCUCAGAAGCACCAAUGAUAGGCCAACGAUACAUCAUUAGUCCUCUGCCUAGUGACGUACUUACUAACCCAUUCGAAUCAAGAAGGUAUUCCACUCCGUUUCAGAUAGAUCGUAGUAAAGAAGUACCUCAAAGCGAUGCCGAAUGCAUGUCAGAAUAAGAUUCUUAAACGAUGAUAGUCUUCCCUUGUCACAUCAUGAGAUUGGAAAGCGAAAACCAUGGCAACUACAUGUUCUCGGAAAACAAUAAUUCGGGAAAUCACUUUGAACCUUGGUUGCUUUCUUGCACGAAACAUUUCAAGCUCAAUCAUUUCCUAACGAGGGCUGGUCAAGGACGUAUAACAUCUAACAUGACGAUUGUUAUUUUUGUCAUAUUCCUAAUGAACUGUAAUGAACUGUAGUUAAUGGCAAUGUUCUUAUUAAUAUAAAACAACUUUAAUAACUCGAUAAAUUAAAAAGACAAAACAUUUCUUAUAUUUACUGGAUUUUCUAUAAUUUUUAUAUUGAAAUUAGAAUAAGAUAACAGUGUUGUAUGCUUGACUGGUGAUGGAAGGUUUAAAUUAUGAAGGGUAUAAUGAAAGAUUUUUUGUUGUUGUUGUUGUUGUUGUUGGAGUCCAAGAGAAUCGAUAAUUUUGUUGGGGUUGAGACGGAGAAUCGUUUUUCGUUUGAAAUUUCGAGCGACAUGCUUGUACAUGUAGGUGGAGUUUGUAUAGUAUCUCAGAAACUAUAAAGUUGGUCAAGUCCAUAUAGUUAGAGUGAAGGGUAAUAGCGACUAGGAAUUGAAACUCUGUAAUGAACGGUGAGAAGGUAAUUAAAAGCGUGAUAUUGAUCGUAUUUAGAAGAUAGCAAAAUAAUUUUAAGGUAGCGGUUCUCAUUUGCUUUCACGGAGAUAAUCUUCUUCACUGAUAGAGUGACCCAAAACGUUAUUUCCGGCAUGGUGAGUUAAUUUUUUACUAUGGAUCGGUGACGAUGCUUAUACUGCUUGUAAUGUUUCUUCUCUAUAUGUUCAAAUAACCAAGAAGUAUUCUUGAUAAUAUAUAUUUUAUCAUAUAUAUAGAGAGAUUUAUUAUGUUAUCGUGAAAUGUAAAUUUGCAUUAUGACUAUGUGGACAUUUUGUCAGAUUGUGUUGUACAUAUCUUUUAACUUGAACUAUAAAUGUAAAUACAGAGAGAUUAAAGUGAAGGUUUUCAAAUAAAAA